AUGAAUUCAUAUCCAUUCUUGGACAAUAAGCAUAAGCCGAUCUUUACGGAAGACCUGGCUGACAUUGUGCCACGGAUUCGAAAAGAACGAAUCAUUGACAUUACCAACUCGCCGGUUGUGCCUGCUACCAGCUUGAGAAUCAAGCUCGAGCUUCUGCACAAGGCUGGCGAACUCGAUGGAGGACUGCCAAUUGUGCGGCAUGGUAUUUUGGUUGGGUUGAUUCCUGCACCUGAUCUUGGAUACGCUCUUGAUCAAUUAGAAGACGAAGCAACGAAUCUUUGCCUCAUGGACCACGUUCCUAGCAUUGACGAAGAUGAGGGAGAACAUGAUCCCACAGACUUUACACCUUACAUAGAUCCUGCACCUGUUGCAUUGGAUAUCAGAUCACCAAUGGACUUGGUUUAUGAGCUUUUCGCGAAGCUCGGACUCAGGUACAUUUGUGUGCUGAAAGACGGCAAAUACGCUGGAAUGACCCACAAGAAGACCUUUGUCAGAUAUAUGCGGGAGCAUGAGAAAGACGUUUAA
Messenger RNA from Fusarium verticillioides 7600, 525 nucleotides. Its product is annotated as chloride channel, other eukaryote. NCBI's taxonomy places the organism in Eukaryota, Fungi, Ascomycota, Sordariomycetes, Hypocreales, Nectriaceae. Gene Ontology annotation, cellular component: early endosome; Golgi apparatus. The record is from RefSeq and is a predicted model, not a curated record. The coding region runs from base 1 to 525 and encodes 174 amino acids. Gene Ontology annotation, molecular function: voltage-gated chloride channel activity. The transcript has 3 exons.